Molecule: messenger RNA, 1975 nt
Organism: Manis javanica (Malayan pangolin)
Lineage: Eukaryota; Metazoa; Chordata; Mammalia; Pholidota; Manidae
Gene: KCNK1
Product: potassium two pore domain channel subfamily K member 1
Biological process (GO): potassium ion transmembrane transport; stabilization of membrane potential
Cellular component (GO): plasma membrane
Molecular function (GO): potassium ion leak channel activity; outward rectifier potassium channel activity
Source: RefSeq, a predicted model, not a curated record
GCAGCGGCGGAGACAACGGGGAAGAUGCUGCAGUCCCUGGCCGGCAGCUCGUGCGUGCGCCUGGUGGAGCGGCACCGCUCGGCCUGGUGCUUCGGCUUCCUGGUGCUCGGCUACCUGCUCUACCUGGUCUUCGGCGCCGUGGUUUUCUCGUCGGUGGAGCUGCCCUACGAGGACCUGCUGCGCCAGGAGCUGCGCAAGCUGAAGCGGCGCUUCCUGGAGCAGCACGAGUGCCUGUCUGAGCAGCAGCUCGAGCAGUUCCUGGGCCGGGUGCUGGAGGCCAGCAACUACGGCGUGUCGGUGCUCAGCAACGCGUCGGGCAACUGGAACUGGGACUUCACCUCGGCGCUCUUCUUCGCCAGCACCGUGCUGUCCACCACAGGCUAUGGCCACACUGUGCCCUUGUCAGACGGCGGAAAGGCUUUCUGCAUCAUCUACUCUGUCAUCGGCAUUCCAUUCACACUCCUGUUCCUGACAGCGGUGGUCCAGCGUGUCACCAUCCACGUCACCCGCAGGCCCAUCCUCUACUUCCAUAUCCGCUGGGGCUUCUCCAAACAGGUGGUGGCCAUCGUCCACGCCAUUCUCCUCGGCUUUGUCACUGUAUCCUGCUUCUUCUUCAUCCCAGCAGCCGUGUUCUCUAUUCUGGAGGAUGACUGGAACUUUCUGGAAUCCUUUUAUUUUUGUUUUAUUUCCCUGAGCACCAUUGGCCUAGGGGAUUAUGUUCCUGGAGAAGGCUACAAUCAAAAAUUCAGAGAGCUCUAUAAGAUUGGGAUCACAUGUUACCUUCUCCUGGGCCUUAUUGCCAUGUUGGUAGUUCUGGAAACCUUCUGUGAACUCCAUGAGCUGAAAAAAUUCAGGAAGAUGUUCUACGUGAAGAAGGACAAGGACGAAGAUCAAGUGCACAUCAUAGAGCACGACCAGCUGUCCUUCUCCUCCAUCACGGACCAGGCAGCCAGUCUGAAGGAGGAUCAGAAGCAGAAUGAGCCUUUUGUGGACCCCCAGUCGCCAGCCCACCCCGAUGGCUCUGCAGACCACGAAGCCUUGGGGUUUGCUGCAUCGUCCUAAUGCACCAGGGUCAGAAUCACAAGAAGAAGCUUUGCUUGGUUCAUUUUUAUGAGAAUGUAAAAGCCAAGAUGAUAUUUUAACAAAUGUCUACUGUUGGCAAUAUUUAAAACAAAGGAAGCUUUCGCUCUGGACGACUGUCUAACAGGAUAGAUACCUAUAAUUCAUAUGCAACAAAAUUACCAGACUUUACUAAUAGGUGAGGAAUACCUGAUGCGGUGUGUUACUGUGGUUAGGAGCAGAUUUUAUACUUUUAAUCGGGGGCUUUUGGAUUUGCAUUUGAAUCAUUUAGCUGAUGGCUAAAAUCAACAUUUAUACCUAAAAACAAAAAAGAAAAGCAUAGAGAUGUGUUUUAUAAAUAAGUUUAUGUGUACUGGUUUGCAUGUGCCCAUCCUAAAUCAUUAUUUUUGUAGAAUCUAAGUUAAACCUACUAUUUAUAAUGAAUAAGUAACUAUUAACUGUGUACAUAUAAAAUAUAAAUAUGUUUAUAUCCUGUACAUAUGGUUUAGGUCACCAGAUCCCAGUGUACUUCUUAACUCAGAUUGUAAAUAUUUUUUCUUUUGAUUUCUCUUUAUACUAAAGGUUCAAGAGUUGCUGCAAUAAAAUAACAGGGAAAAAUACACUUAAGAGUGAAUUACUAUAAUAUUCUGCUACAAUAAUAUCUCUACUCUCUUGCAAUAGGAUGGUAUCAGAUAUCUGGAAUGUAAGCACUUCUCUGGAGGUGAACAAGCAAUGAAGAAAAUUAUUUGUAAAAGGAGAUACUUCAUUUUGAAAAUGCAUUGUGAUUUGUCAUAACUUAGUACUAAAGCACAGAAUGUAAAUGCUAAAGCCCCAAAUGAACAGAUUCUAUCAAAUUAAUCUGAGAGUUUUUAAAUUUAUAAGCUGAAAUAAAUUAAAAACUCAUACCUGCUUGCAA